AUGGGUGUCUUGAACCGCAAGAAGGGUCCCUCCAAGGGAGUGGAAGCGACUGUUGGACCUGCUCUCACUGCCGUCUUGCCAGAUGAGCCCAGGCCAUGGUAUCGAGUUCCCCAUCUCCUUAAGCUCAACCUCCUGUUGCUGGUCCCCUUGGUCUCUUCCGGCGCGAUCGGCUAUGACGGCUCCAUGAUGAACGGUCUUCAGACCCUCCCUCAGUGGCAGACUUACUUUGGCCGCCCCCAAGGUGCCCUCCUUGGUGCUAUGAACUCUGUCUACCCUGCUGGAAAGUUCUUCGCGCUCUUCCUUGUCACCUGGAUUGCGGAUCGGUUUGGACGUAAGAGGGCCAUCUUCAUCGGCGUCGUUACCUGCAUCGCGUUCUGCAUCAUGCAGGGCCUUGCCAAGAAUAUCGAGACCUUCAUCGCCGCCCGUGCGGUCCUGGGAUUCUUCACCAGUUUCCUGGCUCAGCCCAGUCCCAUCCUUAUCACCGAGCUGGCGUAUCCGACACACCGUGGAAAAUUGACCGCUCUCUACCAGACCUCAUUCUACCUUGGCGCCAUCAUCGCCGCUUGGUGCACGUACGGAACCUUCAAGAUCAGCUCAGACUGGAGCUGGCGCAUCCCUUCCCUGCUGCAGGGUGCCCUCCCUCUGCUCCAGCUCUGCUUCAUCUGGUUCCUCCCCGAAUCUCCCCGAUGGCUCGUCAAGCACGGUCGCCACAGCCAAGCCCGCAAGAUCCUUGUGGACUACCACGCCGGUGGCGAUGAGAGCUCUCCCCUCGUCGACUUUGAGAUGAACGAGAUCGAGGUGGCCUUGACGAUGGAAGCCGACGUCAUGUCCCAGAACUCCUGGCUCGACCUCGUCCGUACCCCCGCCAACCGUAAGCGCACGCUCAUCGCCGUAUGCGUUGGUUGGUUCGCGCAGUGGAAUGGCGUCAAUAUCAUCUCGUACUACCUGUUCCUCGUCCUCAAAACCAUCGGCAUCACCCAGCCAAAGGACCAGACCCUCAUCAACGGCCUGAUGCAGAUCACGAACUGGCUCUCGGCUGUAUUUGUCGGCGCGCUGAUGGUGGACCGCGUCGGUCGCCGGACACUCUUCCUCGUCUCUACUGGCGGCCUGUGCUUCAGCUACUGCAUCUGGACCGGAUUGACUGCUUCAUUUGUACAGACGCACAACGAGGCCACCGGUCGGGCUGUGGUCGCCUUCAUCUUCAUCGCCUACUUCUCGUACGCCAUUGCUUGGGCUCCUCUCUUGGCCGCAUACACCGUCGAGAUCUUCCCCUACACCCUCCGCAGCCGUGGCGUGUCGGUCAUGUACCUGUCCACCUUUGCCGGUCUGGUCGUUGGUAACCAGGUCAACCCCAUCGCUAUGCAGAACAUCGGCUGGAAGUACUACAUCUUCUUCUGCUGCCUCUUGGCCGUCAUUUUCGCCAUCAUCUACUUCUUGUUCCCGGAGACCAAGGGCUACACCUUGGAGGAGAUCCGAGAGGUGUUUGAGGGACCGGCCCAUGGGAAGCUUGAUGAUCUCGAGACGGCGCGUCCUGAGACCCAGUCAGGAAAGAAGGAUGAGGGCAAGGCCAUUCAACACGCAGAAAAAUAA
This is a messenger RNA of Thyridium curvatum, 1590 nucleotides long. RefSeq lists its product as uncharacterized. The record is from RefSeq and is a predicted model, not a curated record. The transcript is spliced from 4 exons. Gene Ontology annotation, biological process: carbohydrate transport; transmembrane transport. NCBI's taxonomy places the organism in Eukaryota, Fungi, Ascomycota, Sordariomycetes, Thyridiales, Thyridiaceae. The coding region runs from base 1 to 1590 and encodes 529 amino acids. Gene Ontology annotation, cellular component: membrane. Gene Ontology annotation, molecular function: carbohydrate:proton symporter activity.